CUAUUUUUGGUUCAAGGUGGACGCCUGGGUCAUGGCGCCAGGAGAAGGCCUCUCUUUGGCAGCACCUCAGAAGCCGGAAGAGGUGCAGGUGGAGGAUCCAUGUGUAGUGGAUGAAGAUCCCCUUCCUGAGACACCCAGAAGCUCCUUUUACACCUUGAUCCACUUCGACUUGCCGAAGGGAGUGCCAGGUCCACCGUGCUUCAGGACACAUGCUCGACAUGUGGUGAACUUCGACCGGUUCCGAGAGGCUGUGGAGGGUUCUCCCAAGAAGUUGGUGGCGUUGGUGAGGCAAAGUCGCCAAAAGAGGCUGAAGGACUUGGGAUGGACACGAUGAGGACACACCAGUGGACACACCAUCAUCCGCCUUGCUAAUUUUCGAGCCGCUUGAGCUGGCAAGAUCAUGCGUGCAUGAAUAAUGCAGAGGCAGAGGCCCCUUUGGGCCGCGGUCUUGUAACAGUUUAAGAAACUCUCAUGUUUUAGACACUAUAGUUGUCUUCAAGUCUAGUGAUCCAGAGAUGGCUAUUCAGCGCAAUUAUGUGCAGUCAGGCAGGACUAGGACCCAAAAGUUCAGCUCUUCUCGAGUGUUCGUUGCGCAGUACGUUCUUCGGAUCACAUGUCAAACUUGCUGUGCCCGUGCAACCCAAAGAGCGGCGCGGUGCAGACGCAAUCGCAGCACCUUUGGCGUGUGAAA
This is a messenger RNA of Durusdinium trenchii, 691 nucleotides long. The record is from the annotation of a GenBank genome assembly. NCBI's taxonomy places the organism in Eukaryota, Dinophyceae, Suessiales, Symbiodiniaceae.